This is a messenger RNA of Ceraceosorus bombacis, 2264 nucleotides long. NCBI's taxonomy places the organism in Eukaryota, Fungi, Basidiomycota, Exobasidiomycetes, Ceraceosorales, Ceraceosoraceae. The record is from the annotation of a GenBank genome assembly.
AUGAGGUCUGCUGCAGCCCUCACCGUCGUUUUUCUCGCGCUCUGCAUCUCCACGGCUAUCGGCUCAACAAGUGCGAACAGCCAUCGCUUUGAUGUUCGUCAGCGUCGGACAGAUUCCCACGCAAAGCGCUCUCUCGGUGGCGCUCUCCCGGCAUCGGAGCACCCUUUUGCCAAACGUGAUGCGUCCACUUACAUGGCAUCGACGCUGCCAGAGAACAACGAAGGCGAGGUGAGUUUCCGCGGGUCGAAGGGGAUUAUUCGAUGGUAGCGCAACGUGCUCGCCAGGCGCAGAUGCGACAGACGCUUUUCAGCUAGGGACGCCAAAGUUGCAUGAGUGGGAUGCGAGGGAGGAACGAGCACGCCUUCUGGGUUCCCUGGAGUAGCGUGGCAUUUCCGACCAAGCCAUCGCCAUGACUGGUUUCUCUUUGUGCUCUUGGUACAGGCGUCGCGCGACGUCCGAGCCCACCUCGGUUUGCUGAGCGACAGUGUCGUGUUAUCGGCGGAUGGAAGAGGUGAUCGGUGCUGUGUAUCACACUCGGUCGGCCCACUGCUUUCUUUCCUCGAGCCACCGCCAGUCUACUAGUAGCGACAGCGUACACUUCUUCCGAGGCUUGCUGCUUCUCGAUUUGCAUCAAGGGUACCCGAUGGUUGGCUCAACGCUCCUCUUCCUGCUGUCGCUCGCGCAUAAGCUUCGUGCGGCCGGUGGAGUCGAGAGGCAUUGAGACGUAUCACCACCACCCCUAUAUAGGCCUAGAGAGGUCAGGAAAUGCCACGGUCGCUCGAUAAUCGGCCUCCGCAGUUCAGCGAGGUCGCGCACCAGAUUCCAUGGUCCGGCAGCGGAGUUUGGGCGUCCAAGGCACUAUGCCGUCCCGAAGACGCGGGAGUUGCGCGGUACUGCAUGGCUUCCCUUCGCUGCAUACUCUUGAGCCGCUGUGUUAGAUCUGGAAUUGCGUCGUCGUCGUGUUCACACUCUCAUCGGUUCGCGCCGCUGACUACUUGCGCCUCAAUUUUUGAACGCAGGAUCACUCAGAUCCUCAAGACAGCGUACCCAAGGGGGCGCGCCUGACCAGCAUCGAUGUUGGUUCAGACGGUGAACAGAUUGCGACGUACAUCAGUGACAAGGCCGAAAAUGACAAGGCUACGCACGCCUUCAUCAUGAUCCAUGGCAAGCUCCGAAACGGCGGCGAAUACUGGACGACGAUGAACAACGUGCUGCAGAGCGCCAUCGACGCCGAUUACAAAGGAGUGGACGAGAAUGCCAUCAUCAUCGCACCCCAGUUCUACUCGACCAAAUUUAACGAAAAGCAAUACAGCAAAAAUGAACUCGCUUGGCCUGACGUCAAUGCCUGGCAAGCUGGUGAUCCGGCGAGUCACCCAGACGGCACCCAGCUGACGUCUAUCGACGCACUCGACGCCAUCAUUGAUUCGCUUGCAGAUCAGGACACGUACCCAGCCCUCACCAACGUCACGGUCGUUGGCCACGGUGGGGGAGGACAACUCGGACAGCGCUACGCGACCAUCGCCAAGGAUCAGCCGUCGAACAUCCACAUUCGCUACAUCCACGGUGAUCCCUCCAGUGGUGUCUACUUCACCAAGGAUCGGCCGCUCACCGACGAAAGCGUGGCCAACAUCACUGACUGCCCUCUUUACAACACGUGGCGCUAUGGAUUUGACAACUUCACCGGCACUGCCGAUGGUCUCAAGAAGCCCGAGGAAUACUUCCAACAGUAUAUCUCGCGAGAUGUCGUAUCCAUCGUUGGGUAUCAGGACACCACAGCAGGCGGUGAUCAAUACUGCAUGGCUUUGCUGCAGGGAGGUGUCGCCCGUCGGGACCGCAAUUUGGCCUGGUGGCAGUACAUCAACACCUUGGCUCGCACCAAUGAGGAUCUGACGGGCUUCCCUGGCAACUUCAGCAACUUGCCGGACUGGUCAAAUUUGAGCCAAGGCAUCAUCGGCACCAAGCUUGUUGUGGUCGAAGACGCAGACCACGAUGCAGAGAAAGUCUUUGAGAGCGACGUGGGACGUGCCGCUCUGUUUGACGUCGAUAAUUUGCCUACCGGGUGGAGACCCAAACAUUGGGUGCAGAAGCCCGCCAUCAAAAAGAGCGUUCCGUCCUCGUCCACUUCUGCUGACAGCGCACGCUCUACCGACGCUGUCUCUGAGGACGAUCAACAGUCAGGCGCAAUGAGUACCCUCCUGAAGCACCCUAUUACCCUCCUGAGCAUUGCCUUGGCAGCUGGAACCGCUUCCUGUCUUUACUUGUAG